Sus scrofa (pig) is the source of this 13860-nucleotide messenger RNA. RefSeq names its product neuron navigator 3 (gene NAV3). Gene Ontology annotation, biological process: nervous system development; neurogenesis. Lineage: Eukaryota; Metazoa; Chordata; Mammalia; Artiodactyla; Suidae. Gene Ontology annotation, molecular function: ATP binding; protein binding; ATP hydrolysis activity. The record is from RefSeq and is a predicted model, not a curated record.
CUCCCCAGAUUUUGUGAGUAUUUUCAGUUUAUAUACAGCAAAGUAAAAAUGCAAAAUUUUUACUGAAAAUAAUACAGCAAAGUAAAAAUGCAAAAUUGUAUUGCUUAGGAAGUUAGAAGGUCUUAAGCACCAUUGGCUUCACGGUAGACAUACCUCGAUGUCCUGGUAUAGUCUUGUCUGACCAGCAUCCACUGUCCCACCUGCUAAUAACAGCAAUUUUUGCUUUUCUGUGGGAGAGCCAUAGUCCCAUCAGUCUUUUCAUAUGGUGCAAAUGAAAUUGAGCCAAGCAGAUCCACUCAGAACCACCCAUUCCACUGACCACAGUGACUCUCUCAGCAGUGGACAUUUGACCCGAUUCAGUUCAAUCAGAACCAGUGAGAAUCCAUCUCAACUUUUCUUGAGACUGUUAGGAAAGAGACUGUGUUUUUCCACUAGAUCCGAAGUUAAUCAAGGGAAAGCAUGGAGCUGUUGGCAGUUACCUUCACCCUCAAGUGAAACAAUGUAGAACAACCAACUGAUAGCAGGAGAGAAUAGGUCAAGGUCAAUGCAGGAAAUGUCUGAGCCCCGAACAAGCCAGAUCUGAAACUCCUUCUCCAUCCUUCCCUGCACUUUUCUCUUAUGCUGCCCCGGAAAAUGCCUUUUUGUACUUAAAUGUGAAAAGCAUCCUUAUGGCAUGACCUGUGAGAUGCAUGACAUGUAAAGAUCUGUGAUACCAUUUAUGAGCAGUCUUAAAGGGUUUACAUCGAAAAGCAGAUUUGUCAGAGUCAUUCACUGAGACAGCCAGCCAGCUUAGGUCUGCAUGUCAUCAAUGCGGCAACUCGUGAAUUUAGAAAACCCCCCAACCAACCAACCAGCAUCUUCAUGAGUAAUGAUCACAGAAGAAUGCAGCUGAAUUGUCAUAUGAAGGUAAGUGUCAGAAAGGAGUGGCCCUCAGUGGGCCGGCAUGCCAGAGAAAACUCAAGAUUUUACCCUUUGGAGACCUCAUCGCUCUUCAGAGUCUUUAGGUGUCUCUCUCAAGUUGCCCGAGAUUUGCCAUGUUCUUAGGGGGAAACUAGUGCUGUUUGCCCAGUCUGAUGAUGGUGGUUCUGUUAAUUAUUGCAGUCGCAUGAUCGGCAGUAUGUAAUUUAUGACAAGGUGUGAGUGAGCUCCUUGCUGUUAGCCUGUCCUUAAAGAAUCCCGCCGUGACCUCAGUAUCGCAAGUCCAGCGAUGGGUGGUGUCGAGUUUACUGCUUUGGCUUGGGUUUUAUCUCUCCUUCGUUGACAAAAACGAAUUUGGCCUCGGAGACCGUCCCUUUCAUCAAGUGCCGAGAGAUCCUGCCACGUGUAACGCGAGCUCUAUGUUUCAUUCCACUGGAGUCAUUUGGAAUUUUUUUAGAUUUCUUUUAAUACAUCGGAGAGGUCCCGCUGUGGCACAGUGGGUUACGAAUCCGACUACAGUGGCUCAGGUUUUUAUGGAGGCACAGAUUCGUUUCUCAGCCUAGAACUUCCGCGUGCCAAGGGCGUGGCCAGUAAAAAAACAAUAGGUUCAUACCUGCCCAUCUUUUGUAUAAGACUAUCUACCAACAUGCGUAACAUUUAUAUAAUCCACUUUCUAACCCUUCUCUGGAAUUAUAACUGAAAUAAAAUGAUAGAUGCCAGACUGACUCUCUAUCGACAAAGCCAAUAUGUCAUUUGUAAGAAAAUAAUUAAAUAUCGGAUGAAUUCAGGAAAUCAUUUUGGAAGUGAGAAUUUAAAUUAAACAGGAGGAUAAACUAAUGGUACAUGUGUUUUUGUGUUUGUUUGUUUCGUUUGUUUCCUGACGGCCCAAACUUAUUGAAUAAUGGGAAAUAUCUGGUACUUAAGAUCUUCGUAAAUGAUCAUUCAAUUUGCCUUUUUCUUGGAUGCUUAUAAAGAGUAAGUUGAUGGAGCUCAGAUCAUCUGAAAGCAGUUUAGAUCUUUUACUUAAACAGCUGCUUUAUAAUUAUGUUUACUAAAGAGCUCGAAGGCUUCCCUUCUCAGAACGUCACAGUAGCCACCCUUUAUGUGACGUGUUGGCUGGGAAUGGGAGUGGUUGUGUUUUUGGCAUGGAUUGGGCGUAUUUGUCUCUGGGGCGCUGAGGCUUCCUCCGCCACCUUGUGUAACGUACGAGUAAACGAAUGAGGACAAGGAAGUAUAAACACGCCCAAGUGUGAACGGAAGCCCAGAGCAAGCAGAGACGACUGCCUCAGGAGAAGCCGUAACUGGGCUCCCUGCUGCUGUUCAAGGUAAACGCAAGGACCGAUGCCGUUUCCCGGGAAACGGUGGUAACUACGUCGACAAUAGUGCACUUACGGAAAGAAACAGACAAAAUGUGCUUGCGAUGUUUUCCUCGGUGAGGGUUAUGUCUUCAAAAUAACCAGCCCUCACCCUACCUCCACCGGACAUGGAUCCCCCACUUCCUAAAUUCACCCCGCAAGAGGUUUCUGUUUUCUUGCCCCACGGAAUCCGUGUGGACCAUGCGAUUUGACGCGACCGGUAGUAUGUGAGUAGAAACGUGCCGUGGGCCGGUCGUGAGCAGAAGCUUGGAUUUCCAGUCUCAUUUUCCCUCUGUCAUACUCUCAGCGCAUCGCAGACUGAGGUGCUCUUUUAGCCUGGGUCUUAGCGUAGAGGCAGCUUGGACAGAGCUGCAGUAACAUCGAGUGGGCAUCAACGUGAGCAAAAUGCGUCUCUGUUUCUGUAAGCUGCUGAAAUUCCUAAAUAAUCUGUAAAUGCAAUUUAAAAACUCACAACAAUAAAUUGCAAUUAAUUAAUAAUUAGUAAUAAAUCCAAUAUAGCAUUUAUUUAGUAAUAAAUAUAGUAUUCAAGAAUCAAUAAACAUAAUGCAACUUGGUCUAAGCCAGAAUUUGUCACCCUUGGCACUAUCGAUGUGUGGUUUGCAUCAUUCUUUUUUGGGAGGGCGUUCCUGUCACUGAAAGCAGUAUCAUUGGCCGCCACCUCUCAGAGGUCAGAAGCACAACACCCCGCAUUUGGGACAACAGAAUAUUUCCAGAUAUUUCUAAUGUCCCCUGGCGUGGGGGGACAUAGUUGAAAACCACUAGUGUCAGACUCUGAGCGGGGUUCCAGAGCCAGUAGUAUCCACAUCACCUACAAAUGUGCUAGACAUGCAAAGUCCCUCUCAGACGGCUGAGGAGGGAUGGGGCCGGGGCCCAGCACGCUGUGUUAUAAGAAGCCCUCAGCGAGGUUUUGAACAUUCAAGUUUGAGAACUGCCAGUCUAGGCUGACUGGUACACAAGUAUCCUUGUAUACAGAGAGGAGCUCAUCAGUGCCUUCGGUUAUAGGUGCUCCGGGAGGUCUGUUGCGGUGCAGUGAAAAUGAAUCCGACUGGUAUCCAUGAGGACACAGGUUCAAUCCCUGGCCUCGUUCAGUGGGUUGUGGUGCAGGUUGCAGAUAAGGCUUGGCUCCCACUUUGCUGUGGUUGUGAUGUAGGCUGGCAUCGGUAGCUCACAUUUGCCUGGGAACUUAAAAAAAUCCAAGUAUAGAGGCUCCAGAUGAACUCUUUUGAUGCCUAAAGCAUACAGAUUCCCUCUUUGGUGAAUUCGUAAGACUUUAGAGUAUAUGCGGCAUGGACACUUGAGUGCAGCACAUGUCGAACAAAUGAACGUUUCAGAACCUUAACACGCUGAACUCUAGUUUCAUAAUCUGGUGACUGAGUGAUUCAGAAUCACUCUGAAUGAAGAAAAAAUGUUUUGCUUAGGAGUCCAAAGUGGAGUAGCGUUUUGACCUUUUAAAAAACACUUUAUAAAAUGCUGUUUUUAGGAUAGUCAUCAGUUUCUCUGAUUCAGCCUUAGUGCCCUCAUUUCAUUUAAGGACAUUUUAUAUAAACAUAAUUUAUAUUUGAAGAGUGAAGAAUUGAGAAUCAGCAUUCAGAAUUCACAAGUUUGUUUACUUGCCAAAUUUUAUCACAAAUAAUUGCUGUUCUGUCCAUCCGAUUCCCUUUUUUGUGUCUGUGUAAAAGGGAACCCCCUUGAGCUUGGGCUAAGGACUAAUUAACUUGGCCAGCAGGGUGUUACCAUAUAUAAGGGCGUAGGCAGUGUAUUUUACAAUGCUAAUUUAGAUAAUUAAGAGACUGGGCAUUCCCUCUGGUUGCAUUUAGCAAUGGGAUGUGACAAAUGAGAAUUAAUUUGAUCAUAUGGGCUGAGAAAAUGCUAGGGAAUUCUUUUACUUGGAAUGACACCAUGAAAUAUUUUAAUCUACUCCUCCACUUCCUCCUUUUAGUAAGGAUGGUUUAUGGGCAGCACACCUCCGAAGCUUCCCUGAUACUCUCCUUAAGAGCUCUCAGUGGUCCUCGGGUCUCUACUGUACCUGAUCAAGUGUUUUAAAAGUUUUCCUAAAAUCAGAAUUUCAGAGUGGCGAUUACAGCCAGUACAGGAUAAAUACAAGAAAGGUUUUCUACUGUUUUAAAAAAUAUUAAAGAGCUGAUUGUGCAGCAAUAGGAUAUGGAAUAGCCUAGGGAAAAUGCUCGAGGUCAAAAAACAUAAUAUACCUUUUAUGGUUUUUGUCACCUUAUUAUCUUCCGCACGCUUGGCCAUCCACUUUCAAUUAUAAGCUUUGAGUGAAAGUGUUCCUUCGCAAAAGGCAAAGGAAACAAUCCUUGGAGUUGUUCCAGUGCCGUUUUGUACAGGAGUAAAUCUUGAUUGUUACGGUCACACGAGGAUUGCACUAAAUGUUUUCAGAAUAGAAAGCCCUUGAGUUUGUUCUUUGGAUGAGAAGGUGAAGUCUGUCCCUUUAAAGCCUCGUCUGUCUGCAGGGAGAGUGUUUUAGGUCCUUUACACGCUCGAAUUUGAUUUGUCCUUUUACAGCACACAUCCCCACGUUCGGAAGACAGAUCUGCCUGCUUCGGCUGCCUGCAGCGACAGAGAAAUCAGUCUGUCAUUCUCAGUGUCGUGAAGUGUGUGUUAUGUGUGUGAGCGAGUGUGUGUGUGUGUGUGUGUCUCUCUGAGGCGGGGUGGCGAGGAUGAUUGAAGCGUGCACAGGGUUAAUGGUGUAGCAUCUCAUUCAGGCUUGGCUUUGAAACCUGUGGCAUUCUGGGCUGGACAGCCGCUUCCGUGCCUCUGUUUUAAUUUAGCAGGAUGUUUGCUGCCAUGGCAGCCAGCAGCAUCCACUGCAGCAGCAAGGAAGAGCCAUAGAUCUGAGAAUGCAGGUGGAAUACUAAAACACGAGAGGCGCAUGCAGGGCUGGCUUCAGGGCUGCAUCUCUGCUCUUACGGGGCUCUGAUGCGGAGGCUGUCCGUGCUGUACGGUGUCAGUUCCUGCAGAGUCGAGGGCUGCAGACCUAGCUCAGGGCAGGGCUGCUGAGAGGCAGGGGGGAAAAAGCAAAGCAAGAGACAUUGCUGCUGCUUCACUACCUUGCAUUGGGGACGCAGAAGCAAGAGAGGGAAAUGUGGUCCCGUCGCCUUGCUGAGACAUGUGAUUGGAUGAAGACUGGAAAACGUAGUUGGCUUCCUGUGCUACUUUGCAGCUGGAGCGGUGCCUUUGGUGAACUCUCUUCUGCUUCUUCCGAUACACACAAGCACAAUGUUUGUAAGUACUGCCGAUGAGGGAGGUGACACGGCAAAAGCUGAAUUGCGGGCGACUCCUUGAUCAUGCUGUGGCUCCCGAACGUACGUGAGUGCUUGCCUGGGCUUUGAGUGAAGUGCACGGCUCCUUAAAACCAAAAGGGCAAGGUGGCAUCUCUGUGCAAAAAGACAUGAAGUUCCACUGAAGCAUCAGCAGCCAGUGAGGGGAGCCAUGCAGCGGCCAGCUGACCUCUCCGUCUUUCGGAGCAAAGAGGGAAGGCGAAAGGGCGCUUGCCUGCAGAAGCAAAAGUCUCUGACCAAUCUGUCGCUGACCAGCGAGGGGGAGCGGCGCCCCGCCGUGCGCAUCUCCAACUGGUUCGGAAAUGCCGCCAAGGCCAGCCAGAGAGAAGCCAGCCACGCGGAGAGGCGCUCGCUGUCCAGGGCCCUGUCCCGGUCGGUGCAGUCCCUGUACCACCCCGGCGGCGCGGGGGCCUGGAACCUCCUGCCCAUCAGCCGCUCGGGAAGCGAGCGCUUCGGGGAGUGGAUGCUCAGAAAGGGCCUGGAGGGGGACAGCGAUGACGAAAGCCCCUCGGAAGACGAGCAGGUGUCCCCCGGGCCGGGCCGCUGCGGCAGGAGCUGGGCCGAGGAGGAGGGAGGCAGCUGCCUGCGGGAAGGCACGGCUCAUCUGGACGAGGACGUGAUCCUGACCAUGCUGGGCGACCUGGAGCAGGCCCUUUACGCGGACCUCUUAGGUGAAGACCCCGAAACAAGAAGGAUGAGAACAGUUAAGAACAUCGCAGAUUUGAGGCAGAACUUGGAAGAGACCAUGUCCAGUCUUCGGGGGACCCAGAUAAGCCACAGCACCCUGGAGACAACGUUCGACAGCACGGUGACGACGGAGGUGAACGGAAGGACCAUCGCCGCCUUGGCAGGGCGACCCAGCCCCGUGACCUGGCGGCUGGGCCAGGCGUGCCCUCGGCUCCAGGCGGGCGAUGCCCCGUCCCUGGGCGCUGGCUACCCGCGCAGCGGGACCGCUCGGUUCAUCCACACGGACCCGUCCAGGUUCAUGUACACCACGCCUCUCCGUCGAGCCGCCGUGUCUCGGCUGGGCAACAUGGCACAGAUGGACACGAGUGAGAAGGCGGGCAGCGACCUGGACGUGUCCUCCGAGGUUGAUGUGGGUGGCUACAUGAGUGAUGGCGAUAUCCUCGGGAAAAGCCUCAGGACCGAUGACCUCAACAGCGGGUACAUGACAGAUGGAGGGCUCAACCUGUAUACUAGAAGUCUAAACCGAGCCCCAGACACGGCGACUUCCAGGGAUGUCAUCCAGAGAGGGGUCCAUGAUGUGACAGUGGAUGCAGACAGCUGGGAUGACAGCAGCUCUGUGAGCAGCGGCCUCAGUGACACGCUGGACAACAUCAGCACUGACGACUUAAACACCACGUCCUCGGUCAGCUCCUACUCCAACAUCACCGUCCCGUCCCGGAAGAACACUCAGCUGAAGACAGACUCCGAGAAACGAUCUGCCACAGACGAGCCCUGGGAGAGCCCCGAGGAGCUGAAACAAACCGAGGAGGACUUUGCGAGCCACGGCGAUGGCGGUGGCAAGUGGAAGGGCGUUUCCUCGGGACUUUCUGAAGACCCUGAGAAGACGGGGCAAAAAGCCCCCCUGUCUGUUUCACAGACGGGGUCCUGGAGGAGAGGCAUGUCAGCCCAAGGAGGAGCGCCGUCUAGGCAGAAAGCUGGAACCAGUGCACUCAAGACCCCUGGGAAAACCGAUGAUGCCAAAGCUUCUGAGAAAGGGAAAACUCCCCCAAAAGGGUCGUCUCUGCCAAGGUCUCCUUCAGAUGCAGGCAAAAGCAGUGGAGAUGAGGGGAAGAAGCCCCCCUCGGGCAUUGGAAGGUCCAUGGCCACCGGCUCUUUUGGAUUUAAGAAACCGAGUGGAGCAGGGUCAGCCGCCAUGAUCACCAGCAGUGGCGCCACCAUCACGAGUGGGUCAGCCACGCUGGGUAAAAUCCCCAAAUCCGCGGCCAUUGGUGGCAAGUCAAACGCCGGAAGGAAAACCAGCUUGGAUGGCUCCCAGCACCAGGACGAGGUUGCGCUGCACGUCAGCUCCAAGACCUCCCUGCAGUACCGCAGCCUGCCCCGCCCUUCGAAAUCCAGCCCCAGCGGCAUCCCUGGCCGUGGAGGCCACCGAUCCAGCACCAGCAGCAUUGAUUCCAAUGUCAGCAGCAAGUCAGCGGGGGCCACCACCUCAAAACUCAGAGAACCCACCAAGAUUGGGUCGGGGCGCUCGAGUCCCGUCACUGUCAACCAAACAGACAAGGAAAAGGAAAAAGUAGCAGUCUCAGAUUCCGAGAGCGUUUCUCUGUCAGGUUCCCCCAAAUCCAGCCCCACUUCUGCUAGUGCCUGUGGGACCCAAGGGCUCAGGCAGCCAGGAUCCAAGUAUCCUGACAUUGCCUCCCCCACGUUUCGAAGGUUGUUUGGUGCCAAGGCAGGUGGCAAAUCUGCCUCUGCACCUAGUACUGAGGGUGUGAAAUCCUCCUCUGUAAUGCCCAGCCCUAGUGCCACGUUAGCGCGGCAAGGCAGUCUGGAGUCACCGUCGUCUGGCACGGGCAGCCUGGGCAGUGCUGGUGGGCUGAGUGGCAGCAGCAGCCCUCUCUUCAAUAAACCCUCAGACCUAACUACAGAUGUUGUAAGCUUAAGUCACUCGUUGGCUUCCAGCCCAGCGUCGGUUCACUCUUUCACAUCGGGUGGUCUCGUGUGGGCUGCCAAUCUGAGCAGUUCCUCUGCUGGCAGCAAGGACACUCCGAGUUACCAGUCCCUGACUAGCCUCCACACGAGCUCCGAGUCCAUUGACCUCCCCCUGAGCCACCACGGCUCCCUGUCCGGACUGACCACAGGCGCCCACGAGGUGCAGAGCCUGCUCAUGAGAACGGGCAGUGUGAGAUCCACUCUCUCGGAAAGCAUGCAGCUUGACAGAAAUACACUACCCAAAAAGGGACUAAGAUACCCCCCGUCGUCUCGGCAGGCCAACCAGGAAGAGGGCAAGGAGUGGCUGCGCUCCCAUUCCACGGGCGGACUGCAGGACACGGGCAGCCAGUCGCCCCUGGUCUCCCCCUCGGCCAUGUCGUCUUCCGCAGCAGGAAAAUACCACUUUUCCAACUUGGUGAGUCCAACCAACCUGUCUCAGUUUAACCUCCCCGGGCCCAGCAUGAUGCGCUCAAACAGCAUCCCAGCCCAAGACUCGUCCUUUGACCUCUACGAUGACGCCCAGCUUUGUGGCAGUGCCACAUCUCUGGAGGAAAGGCCGCGGGCCAUCAGUCAUUCGGGCUCCUUCAGAGACAGCAUGGAAGAAGUUCACGGCUCUUCCUUAUCCCUGGUCUCCAGCACUUCUUCUCUUUACUCUACGGCUGAAGAAAAGGCUCAUUCAGAGCAAAUCCAUAAGCUACGGAGAGAGCUGGUUGCAUCCCAAGAAAAAGUUGCUACCCUCACAUCUCAGCUUUCAGCAAAUGCUCACCUUGUCGCAGCUUUUGAGAAGAGUUUAGGGAAUAUGACUGGCCGACUGCAGAGUCUAACCAUGACAGCGGAACAGAAGGAGUCUGAACUGAUAGAGCUAAGGGAAACCAUCGAGAUGCUGAAGGCUCAGAACUCUGCUGCCCAGGCAGCCAUUCAGGGAGCCCUGAACGGUCCAGACCACCCUCCCAAAGACCUCCGCAUCAGAAGACAGCAUUCUUCAGAAAGCGUUUCUAGUAUCAACAGUGCCACGAGCCAUUCCAGUAUUGGCAGUGGUAAUGAUGCUGACUCCAAGAAGAAGAAAAAGAAAAACUGGGUGAACUCUAGAGGAAGUGAGCUGAGAAGCUCAUUCAAACAAGCCUUUGGGAAGAAGAAGUCCACCAAGCCUCCCUCCUCUCAUUCGGACAUUGAAGAGCUCACGGACUCAUCCCUUCCAGCAUCCCCCAAGCUACCCCACGGUGCGGGUGACUGUGGCUCAGCCUCCAUGAAGCCCUCGCAGUCUGCCUCUGCGAUCUGCGAAUGCACAGAGGCAGAGGCAGAGAUAAUUCUGCAGCUGAAGAGCGAGCUCAGAGAGAAGGAAUUAAAAUUAACGGAUAUUCGGCUGGAGGCCCUCAGUUCUGCUCAUCAUCUCGAUCAGAUCCGGGAAGCCAUGAACCGGAUGCAGAACGAGAUUGAAAUACUGAAGGCGGAAAACGACCGGUUGAAGGCGGAGACCGGCAACGCGGCGAAGCCUGCUCGGCCCGCAUCCGAGUCCUCCAGCAGCACCUGCUCCUCGUCUUCGCGCCAGUCCCUGGGGCUUUCUCUGAACAAUCUGAACAUCGCGGAGUCUGUUACCUCAGAUAUUUUGCUAGAUGAUGCUGGUGAUGCAACUGGACAUAAAGAUGGCCGCAGUGUGAAAAUUAUAGUCUCCAUAAGCAAGGGCUAUGGCCGAGCAAAGGAUCAGAAGGCUCAGGCAUAUUUGAUAGGAUCCAUUGGUGUUAGUGGAAAAACCAAGUGGGAUGUCUUAGAUAGUGUGAUUAGACGUCUCUUUAAGGAGUAUGUGUUCCGAAUUGACACAUCCUCUAGCCUUGGUCUGAGCUCUGACUGCAUUGCCAGCUACUGUAUAGGAGAUUUAAUUAGAUCUCAUAGCCUAGAAGUGCCUGAACUGCUGCCUUGUGGAUACCUUGUUGGCGAUAAUAACAUCAUCACUGUGAAUCUGAAAGGGGUAGAAGAAAACAGUUUGGACAGUUUUGUUUUUGAUACACUGAUUCCUAAACCAAUUACCCAAAGGUACUUUAACUUGUUGAUGGAGCAUCACAGAAUUAUACUCUCAGGACCUAGUGGUACCGGAAAGACCUAUUUAGCAAACAAACUUGCUGAAUAUGUAAUAACCAAAUCUGGGAGGAAAAAAACAGAGGAUGCGAUUGCCACUUUUAAUGUGGACCCCAAGUCUAGUAAGGAACUGCAACAGUAUCUAGCCAACCUGGCUGAACAAUGCAGUGCGGAUAAUAAUGGAGUAGAGCUUCCAGUUGUAAUAAUUCUUGAUAAUCUUCAUCACGUGGGCUCUUUGAGUGAUAUCUUCAAUGGUUUUCUCAACUGUAAAUACAGCAAAUGUCCAUAUAUUAUUGGAACAAUGAAUCAGGGAGUUUCUUCAUCACCAAAUCUAGAGCUGCAUCACAAUUUCAGGUGGGUGCUAUGUGCAAACCACACAGAACCAGUGAAGGGAUUUUUAGGCAGGUAUCUUCGAAGGAAACUGAUAGAGAUGGAAAUCGAAAGGAACACACGCAAUAAUGACCUAGUCAAAAUUAUAGACUGGAUUCCUAAGACGUGGCAUCAUCUCAACAGUUUUUUGGAAACACACAGUUCCUCGGAUGUUACCAUUGGUCCACGGCUUUUCCUUCCUUGCCCCAUGGAUGUAGACGCUUCCAGAGUAUGGUUCAUGGAUCUCUGGAACUACUCCUUGGUACCUUAUGUUCUGGAGGCAGUGAGAGAAGGUCUGCAGAUGUAUGGGAAACGAGCGCCUUGGGAAGACCCCUCAAAGUGGGUGCUUGAUACAUAUCCUUGGAGCUCAGCAUCUUUGCCUCAGGAAGGCCCAGCAUUACUUCCGUUGCGACCAGAAGAUGUUGGGUAUGAGGGCUGUGUGUCCACGAAGGAAGCCACAACCUCAAAGCACAUUCCACAGACUGACACAGAGGGGGAUCCCUUGAUGAGUAUGCUCAGGAAACUCCAAGAAGCAGCCAAUUACUCGGGCACACAAAGCAGCGAGAGCACCAGCCGCCACGAAGACGUUCCCGAUUCGUCUCUUGAAUCCACCCUCUAGAGGGUGAAGACAAGUUAGGGGAAAAGACUAUGGUUUAAGGAAAAAAGUGUUUCAAAAGGAAGGUAUUUUCACUAAACCACUGCCAGUAUGAAAGCACCCUGUCAAGGCCCCCGACCCAGAGUCGUGGUCUCCAUGGAGGCAGCAGAACCAAGUCGGAACCGCCAAGACGCUCAAUUGACACGGAAGCUUCCCUUUAUUUUCUUUCUAGGCGUUUGUAAAUCCUUGGAGUGAUGUGUGGCUCCGUUACUCACUGGACCCUAACGACAGGGCAACCUAGGAGACUGCCCAUGGGAUAGCCAACUGGACUUUAUGCUUUUUCCUCUUUAAACGUUUACAAUGCAGACCUUCUUUGCUUUCUCUUUUUUUCCCUUUUCUUUCUUUCUUUUUUGGUUUUUCUUUUUGGGUUCCCUCCUUUUGUUUCCUCUGUGGGGCUGUUCUCCCCGAGCAGGGUCCAUUCUUCUGGUCCGUCCACCCUCCUUCGUGCCACAUGGUGCUGGUCGCAAAGCCCCAGGAUGUUUGUGUUGAGCCCUCACCCCGUUGCAGAAUGACGAGGCCAGCCCUCCGUAAGCACAAGUGCGAUGGUGCGACCGCCAGGGAAACAGCACUGUGGCACCUGGAUAAGUGCCAAUGCCAUGCCUAACUGCCGCGUGCACGCGAUGUGCUCCACCAACUUUUCCGUGUAUGAGUCACAGGUUUUAUAAGGUUGUUUUACCACCAAUGUCUUUUUAAACCACCACCUGCCCACUCCCUUCAAAAGAGUUUUAUACCAGUUAUUAGUCAACACUGACAAAAGGCUUUUUUAGGGCUUUAUGUGUUUGAGCCUUUUCAGUGAAAAGAAGAAACAUUUCCUGUGGUGCUGUCUCACUGCCUUAAAACAGAUUUCUACAACAGUUUAACAGGUGGUUUAAAUCCAAAACCAUCGGUAAUUUCCACUGUCUUUUCAUUUACAACCAAGCCACAUCCGUUAACACAGUAGCCUCAUCUCUCUCUCUUUUAUUUUUUUGUUCUUGAAGAAACGGAUGGGAGAAGAUCAGUAUUUUCGCCUUGUGAAUAGAUUGUUUCGCGUAUCCUCCAGAAUAUCCACGUAACCCGGAAACCCUCUUGGGCUGUCACUUCAGAGCUGAGCCGUAUGGCUGCAUUCAGUCUAGUUUUAGGCGAAAGAGGUUCAGAAGGCAGGAGAUGUGGAAUUUUUGUCCAGUACAGCUGGAUGCAGCAUGAGCACAAUUAUUCGGCUUUUCCUCUCUUAUUCUGUUUUUUUUUUUUUUUAAUUAUGGUUAUGAGUUCUGAGCAUGUUGUUUUGAUUGCUGUUGUUGUACCUGAGAAAUUCGGCAUUCGAGAACACUGAUGCAGUGACGUCACUGUGGCUGAGGAAGCGUUUAUACUGUAAAAGAAGGUUAGAUUUGCACAGUCUACUGGGUAGGUAUUGUAAAUACUCAUUUUAAAAACUCGCACAAAUCGAAACACACACGCAAAAGUUGUAUUUUAUCCUGUGGGUGUGAAGAGGUGUUUCACUUGCUGAGAUUUCCUGUACGUUGCCAACAAAUACAGAAUGCAAACCCUCAAUGCUGUUAGUAUCUGGUGUGCUUGUCCUGUAUCUAACCGUUGUUCUGACUACGCAGGAGCUAUCAGUGCUAGAGUGAGCAUGCUUCAGAACGGCCCAUGAAGCCAGUCCAUUUCUGGAAAAGUGAAAAUGCCUGGAAGUGCAUCUGUCGUGCAGGCUUUUAGGCGAGUGCGUGGGCACUGAUGGGAGUGACUGGACAAGUGACCACACACAGAGGACAGGUUUGACGUUUCCAAACGCAAGGGCUAGGCCAUGGCGUAGACUUGUUCUGUGCGUGUGAAAAUGCGCUGCUUGCAGGCUGUGCAAUUGGUGCUACCCUCUGCGACCACCCCUGGGUCCGUUGCUGUAGAACAGUAGCAACACGAGGCAUCUGUGCAGCUUGUCAGAGUGUCACGCAGUCUAUAGCCUCCACGGUGCCGUUGCCCCAAGGGAAAUCUGAACUGAAUUUAUGCACAUAGAAGGGUCACCCUGACGCUGAAGCCUCAAACAUGGAUCAAAACUGUCGUGAAACAUGGAAAUACGUAGCUGGAUGAGUGACUCGUGGCCCUUGUAUCAUAUGUGAGCUAAGAGAACUGCUAAUCUUUCCCUGCCAUUUUGAGCAACACAGUCCAAACAUGAUCAUAAACAGAAAUUCCUGCAAUACAUCCCAGUAGGUCCACCUAGUUUACAACUUAAACUAGUUUGUGAAACAUUUGUCUGUAUACAUUUUAUAUUUUGUACAUUUUUGAUGUAACAUAUCAUGUAAAUAGACAGAAACAGUGAAAUAAAUCAUCUGGAAAGUUUUGUAGUCUUUGUAAAGCCCCAACAAUAAGUACUUGGUGUCAAUGGACUUAACUGGGUGAUGUAUUUUCUAUUGGUUGAGUGUUCCUCUAGCUUGUAAACCAGCUUGCAUAUAUUUUUUUGCAGAUGUGCACCCUGUAUCUGUCUAAAUUAUUACUUUGCCAUUAAAGUGGAAUUAUUUAUUGACAAAAA